Messenger RNA from Durusdinium trenchii, 2102 nucleotides. Lineage: Eukaryota; Dinophyceae; Suessiales; Symbiodiniaceae. The record is from the annotation of a GenBank genome assembly.
AAAACCGCGUGUGCGACUGACUUCAGCGUCGCGUCUUACGCUCUUGCGCUCCCUCUUCGCCUCCACGUCCGUCCGGUCCUCGUCCCGCGAUGCGAUGGCGCAGCUCUUGGAGCUGUGGCGGCGCAUCGCUGCGGAUGAGGUGGAGCACGCAGAGUUCGCCGCCCGAGUGGCCGAGGUCCUUGCGAUACUGGAAGAUCCGGAGUCGGAGCUUCAAGCAGCUGCUCUGGGCUGCUUAGCCGCCAUCAGUGCCAGAGAUCCAGCAGCUUGUGAAGGAGCGCAGCUGCAGGUGGUGCAAGUCCUGCUCCAAUCCUCACCAGCGCUGCUCAGCUCUGGCGCCUUGUGUGUGGAGGCCAUGGCAGUGGAUGCGAGAAGCAGAGAGGUCUUCCGCCGCUGUGGGGCUGUCAAGGCCCUGGUGGCUGCCCUGGCACGGCUGGCGCCUUCUUCGCUACCCGACGGUGCCUUGCCAGCCGUGCUUGCUGCCCUGAAGAGCCUUAGCGUGGAUGAAGCCUGUCAGGCGGAGAUGGCGCAGCUCGGCGCCUUGGAGCUCCUGGUGCAGCGCCUGGAGACGGUGAAGGCUGCAGAGUGUUUGGGCCACUUUGCGUUACAGGAGGUCUACAGGAAUCGGCUCUAUGAUCUUGGAGCCGUCAUCCAGUUGCUGAAGUUCAUCGACUCGGAGCAUCCCUCGCCCAGUGUGGGCGCGGUUGCGGCCUUGUUCAACCUGUGUGCUCACCGCGCUUGCAAGGUGGCAGUGUGCCAGAAGGGAGGCCUUCGUCUCCUCAGCAACUUACUGAGUGCAUCUUCUCCCCUCAAUCAGGUCGCCGCGAUGACCUUUGCCAGCUUGGCAGAAGAGGAGACCUGCGCAGAAGCCAUGGCCGACUGGGCCGAGAGCCAGUGCCUGCCGGCCUUAGUGCAGUGCUUGGCCUCCAGGGAUGAGAUCUUGCUUGAAAAGGCCUCCCAGGCCCUCCUGGCAGUGGCCCAGACGCCCAACGGGCGCCGCGCACUCUGCCAGGAGGAGAACCUCCAACAGCUGCUGGCACCAUUGAGGCCGCGUGCGAAAGGUGCAGAAGGGGCAGCUUGCGCCAGUCUGGCGAAGCGGCUGGCAUUGUCUUUGAUGCAGAGGCUAGCAGAGGAGCCAGCUGGCCGGCGGGCACUGAGGAGAGGAGGUGUUGUGACGUUGUUACGCCCUUGGUUGGAACCAUCGCUGAGCACUGAAGAGGCGGCGCGCCUCGCUUGGAAUUUGUGCGCGGAGGAGGGGUGUGCCCUGGAGCUUUGCCGCACAGGAGGUGUGCGGGUGCUUCUGGCUGCGGCAGAAUCGCAGUGCACUGCGGCCGUCGGCGCUCUACUGCUCCUGUCAUCACAGGAGGAAGCCAUGCGGCAACUCUAUGAGCAAGAUGCAGUGUUGAAGCUGCUGCCGCUUCUCGAAACCCGUGGCGAGCUCGCCAUCUUGAGUGCGAAGCUGGUGACGCGCAUGGCCCUCGAACUGGAGCAAUUUCCGCAGGACGUGUGGCUCCCCGCCGCGGGCGCCCUGGGCGAGCACCUGAGAAGCGGAUCCUGUGCCGGGCAGCUGGCGGAGGAGCUUGGUGCAUGCUGCUGGGUCUUGUGUGGUGACCAGGCACGCUGCGCAGUCUUCGUGGAGCACGAUGGCCUGUGGGCACUUGCCAAGCUGCUUGCGGAAGAAGAGGCGCUGGAACCCGCUGUGGGCUGCCUGCAGUUGCUGUGUCACGGACAUCCCAAGCGGCAGGAUGCCUUCCUGGAGCUGGGUGGCUUGGAGCUGUUGGUGCCGGUCCUGGCACCCAAACAGCCGCUGCGAGUUCGACACCUAGCGGCCAAGGCGGUGUGCGCCCUAUUGGAGGACGAAGAACUUCGGAGGAGGCGCUUGUGCGAUUUGGGGGUCUACGAUGAGUGGGUGGCGAUUCUCUCGACCCUGGGGACCUAAAGCGGCCCUUUCUGUGGGCGUUCUGCGGUCGUGGCCGACCAGUACCAGCCUGUGCCUGCUGGAUCUGUUUCAGGUCGGAAACGCGACGAAAGGAAAAUCAUGCCAGAGGCUCCUGCCAGUUAGGCAGGCACACCCUGCGAGUUAAAUUCCAGACACAACCAGCACC